Messenger RNA from Malania oleifera, 1634 nucleotides. RefSeq lists its product as uncharacterized. Lineage: Eukaryota; Viridiplantae; Streptophyta; Magnoliopsida; Santalales; Ximeniaceae. The transcript has 3 exons. The record is from RefSeq and is a predicted model, not a curated record. The coding region runs from base 278 to 1582 and encodes 434 amino acids.
AAGGAGGUCAGGAGAGACAAAGGGUCAAUUUAAACAAAAACUGAGAAGAAGAAUCUACCCUGGCUACAGGCAAUCUUGGAAUUCAUGUGGUAUAUCCAACACUACUUAAUGCUAUGUAAUUUAGAGACUCCUUGGAUUCUCUCUCUCCUUCCCCUCUCUCUCUCUCUCUCUCUCUCUCUCUCUCUGAAGCAACUCUGGUUAAAAUCUGCAGCCAUGUUUCUUGUUCAGUACCAAACAGACAGAUAUCCUUCCUCCAUACCAAUUGAUUAAUCAAUACAUGCACCUGAACCUCACCAUAUCAUCUCCCAUAUGCACAAACUUGAACCUCAAAUCUAAUUGGUGCCUCAUUCUCUCCAACCCCUUCAACUCAGAAGCUGCAAUGGCUACCAACACACCCAAACCAGCAAAACAGCUUGGAGAACUUCUCCAGGUGCAACAAGAACCAUUUGUGCUAGAGGUUUAUCUUCAGGAAAGAGGGUAUCUGAAGAAAAGCUUAAAGUCAGGUGGUAGCUUUGUGUGCUGCCAGCCGAGUUCAGGCAAACAUUUUGAGAGGUCAGCUAGCAGUGGUCCAAAGAGGAGCAGAAAGAGUGUCCUACACUGUUCAAAGAUCCUGCGAGCUGUCUUUAACAAGCUUGUUUCUGCUAAUAAUCAGAACCAGAGGAAAAGGCACGCUAGUAAGGAAGACGGAAAUUUUAGUGCUGCUGAUCAGAGCCAAGUAGUAGUAGAAUCAGAUAGAUUUUCCUCUGCUAGCAGCACAACAGUGUUCAAUUCCUGCUUCGAGAGCGAUACGGAAGACGCCUAUUCUUCACUGCAAAAUGACCACAAUUCAGGUGCUGCAGACACUCUCAAAGCUUUGCAACUCGGCACUCAUCGAGAAAUUGAGAUACAGGCUGCCACAGAUAGAAAACGCAUAUGGAGAUUUGCAGAAGACAGUAAGCAACUCAGCCCUGUGUCAGUUCUAGAAGAAAUACCUUCCAGUGAAAGUUCCCCAGCUCAUAAAAAUUUGGAUGAAAUAGCAUUAGGAGAUGGCAGAACAGGGCAAGAAGUGAACCAAUCAACUUCUGAUGUCAUUUUCUCCAAGAAAGUACUCAGUGAAGAUUCAAUAUUCUCAGCUUCUCUCAGGGAAUUAUUUCUGUGCACACCAAUAAAGAAGCCAAGCUGUGGUGGGGUAGCAGAAUUGCAAGAGCUUGCUUGGUUUGAUCCUUCCUCUCAGCCCACAAAGUCCAGAAUGGUUUUGCUGCAAACCAGGCAGCUUCUGUUAGAUUGUGUAAGGGAGGUGGUGGAGUACCAUAAAGGCAAAGGGAGACAGCGGCAAGGGGCUCGAGACUUCCAGGGGCCAGAAGAGAUUGGGAAGCUCAUCUGUGCCAAAAUAAGGGCAUGGGGGAAACAAUCUGGAGAUGAAACAAACAUAACCCAAUUGCUGCAUUUGAAUUUUUCGGCCUCAGCUGAGGAGUGGAAUGAUUUCAAGCCACAGGCCAGGGAAAUUGGGAUGCACAUUGCAGAUGUCAUUUUAGAAGAGAUCAAGCAUGAGGUUGUUGUAGACCUGAUGUAUUUUUCCACCUCGAAAUCAAUGUCAAGAUGAUUUUUAAUAGAUUUAAUAAAUUAAACGGAAUACAAGUAUUAUAUUUGCUCUA